UGGCCGUUAACGUUUACGUAAAAGCAGAUCAACGAGGGAAUUAAUUUGGAAGGUCCGAGUUGAAUAUAAGCGUUUCACGCAGCUCUUACCGAUCGUUGAUUAAUAAUCGCGCAUCGCUGUAUCGUUGAUAUUUUAUUGCGGAAGGCACGCCUUCGCGAGUAUUCAUGCGAAACGCAUGACUAAGCAUGCUAAAUACAAAGAAUUACCGUUUACAAUUAUAAUAGAAGCGUGUAUCGUCCGUCGACUAUUACGUGCGCGGUCAUAAAUGGCUGGUAAAUGCGGGUUAUCCGCUGUUGAUACGACUAAUUAUGUUCCAUCGCAUGCUAUUGAUUAACGCGAAGCGCUCAUUUAAUCGAAAGGAGUUGGAAAAAUUUCGAAUUUCGAUGUAAUUCUUAACACAACUUCUAAACGACAGUCUUUCCGUUCGCGUGUCUGUCUGAUGACUAUUUGUUUUCGAAUCGAAUUCUAUUGUUAUCUUGUAUUUGUUCUAUUGUUAUCUUGUAUUUAUUCUAUUGUUAUCUUGUACGUUGAUAGACAGUCAUGAGUAUCGGUCUUUGAGUAGAACGAUAACGCGUGGGAAAUCAAUCCGUUACGUAGUUUCUUCCAUCUUUCAAUGCAACUCGUCGUUCACGAGAUGCUAUUUGAUCUAAUUUCACUUGGCAAUCGAAUUUCGAAUGAUUUUUUCGAACGAGGCCACGUGGGUUUUGAAAAUAUUCCCGAUGCGGUGUCGAAUAGCUCUGCAGCAAAAAUGGUAGCUGUAUCGGAAAGAGAACACUUCCAUUGGAUCGAUUGGCUGGUGUUUGCACUUAUGCUCCUCGUGUCCGCCGCAGCCGGCUUAUGGCACUUCAGAAGGGCGCAAAAGUCGAGCACGGAGGACUACCUGCUCGGAGGAAGGAACUUGGGACUCUUUCCCGUGUCCGCUUCCCUCGUUGCCAGCUUCAUAUCAGGCGUGACGAUCUUGGGUACUCCGGCGGAGAUCUACAAUUUUGGCACGCAAUAUUGGAUCACGAUCAUCUCGAUUCUGUUCUCUGGUAUCGUGGUCGCCACUGUGUACCUUCCUGUCUUUACUACCCUGCAACUUAACUCCGUAUACGAGUAUUUGGAGAUUCGAUUCGAUCGAACCGUGCGAAUUCUGAUUUCUUUCAUUUUCGUUUUCGAUGUGAUUCUUUACGAAUCGAUUGUGGUCUAUGUUCCCGCGCUGGCGUUAAAUCAAGUGAGCCAAAUCAAUGUACAUUUGAUUGGAGCCAUUAUGUGCCUCGUCUGCGUUUUCUAUACCGUGCUGGGCGGUAUUCGAGCAGUGGUUUGGACGGACGCGUUACAAGUCGGCGUGAUGAUAGCGGCGGUUAUUGCAGUUGCCGCUCUAGGGACCUAUCAAAUUGGGGCAGCUGAAAUUUGGAACAGGGCCAUAGAUGCCGGUCGCAUCGAAUUUUUCAACUUCGACCCGUCGCCCUACAAGAGGCACACCGUUUGGACAGUACUGAUUGGUUCUUGGUUGUACUGCACCGCGUAUAUCGCUGUCAAUCAAACUAUGGUGCAACGGUACAAAUCGUUAAAAAGCACCAAAAUAUCUCAAAUAUCCAUCGCGAUAUUUACCGUCAGCAUAAUGGUGUUUAUUUCAAUAUGCUGCUGGUGCGGAUUGGUACUUCUCGCUUGGUGGUCGCCACCGAAAUGCGAUCCAAGAGCUUCCGGUUUAAUUACGGCUGACGAUCAAUUAUUGCCGGCUUAUGUCAUGGAGAUCGCCCAUCAUUUGCACGGAAUACCUGGCCUCUUUAUUUCCGGGAUUUUUGGCGCGGCGCUCAGUUCAUUAUCAGUGGGCUUCAACUCAACGUCCGUUGUGAUCCUGGAGGACUUCGUUAAAGGUUGCUUUAAAAUGAAGCCCAGCGAACGCUGUUCCACAAUUUUCGUGAAAAGCCUUGUCGUCCUGUUUGGUUUGAUAGCGCUAUGCUUGGUUUUUCUGAUCGAGAAACUAGGAGGGGUUCUAGUUGUAACAAAUAGUUUGGCUGCUAUCGCUGCCGGGACUUCCUUUGGCGUUUUCACUCUCGGAAUCUUGUUUCCGUGGGCAAAUUCCAAGGGUGCCUUCAUUGGUGCUAUUGCAGGAUUCAUAAUGUCUGGAUGGGUCAGUUUUGGUGCGAAUGCUGCUAUUGGCGCUGGUCUUGUGAAACCGAAGAAACUUCCAGUUCCGCAUUGCGCGGGAAAUAUCAGUCAACAGUUCUUAGAACAAUUUGAAUGGGGCAACGACGACGAUGUCUUCCCAUUGUAUCGGUUGUCCUACCACUGGGUUGCUCCUAUUGGCACGCUGGUGGUACUUGUGGUGGGUGGUAUUGUCACCUGGAUGACAGGUGCGCGAGACCCCUCAUCGAUUGACAGGAAUUUGCUCUCUCCAGUAAUUCAUAGGUGGUUACCACGACCAAAAUAUCAAGAAGAGGUAGAUGGAUCGCGCGAGGUGGUAGUGUCCGAUCCUCAUGUAUCGGUGAAUUUAUUAUCAGUUAAAUUUAUUAGCGGCAAAAAUCGCAACUGAACAUUUAGUAGAAAAAAAGAAACAGAACAAAAAAAGAACAUUUACAACGUAUCGUCGAGAUUAACCGAUGGAAUUGCGAUAUUUUCAAGUUUAUUUUGUAGAUUUUUUUUAGAUAGAUAAUUUUUCAGCUUUUUCAAAAAGAAUGCAUUUAUAGAAAUUAAUAUAUAAAUUAAACAUUCUCGAUUGUCAAGAUUGCAUAUUUCAAUUUUGAACAGUCGGACAAACUGAACAUAAUGUACGUAUGUUAGACAUUAACACAGUGUUAAGUUGCUGCGUAAAAGAGAAUAUGUAAAGUGAUAUUUUUUAUAUAUCAGUAUAUAUGCUAUACAUAUCACAGUAGAUUAUACAAAUUAUAUAUAUAUAUAUAUAUAUAUAUAUCAAAUAUGUAUAUUUUUCAUAGACUAAGUAGAAGUAAUAAAAUAUCCAUUAUUGUUAUCAUUCAUCAUUUUGCUAUCUGUCGAGAAUUUUACCUUGGUUUAUUGACAAAAUUCGCGAUUUUAUUUUUAGUAGAUUUUAUGUAGAAAAAAAGUUAUGAAUAUAUAAACUAUGGAUUUUUA
This is a messenger RNA of Monomorium pharaonis (pharaoh ant), 3075 nucleotides long. Its product is annotated as sodium-coupled monocarboxylate transporter 1. Gene Ontology annotation, cellular component: membrane. Lineage: Eukaryota; Metazoa; Arthropoda; Insecta; Hymenoptera; Formicidae. The transcript is spliced from 14 exons. The record is from RefSeq and is a predicted model, not a curated record. The coding region runs from base 614 to 2518 and encodes 634 amino acids. Gene Ontology annotation, molecular function: symporter activity. Gene Ontology annotation, biological process: sodium ion transport; transmembrane transport.